AUGCAUCAGUCUCGGGCCUGUUGGAGGUGUAAGAUUUGCUAUGAAGCAAGCAGAACUCCUUUAAAGCUUUAUUGUGGCGGCGUUGAGUUUAUGUGUGUGCGAGAAGAUCCUUUGUUUCAUAAACAAGACAAGGACGUGAAAACCGCUGAGAAUGAACGCAUGAAUUGGGUGGUCAUAACAACGAUAAAUUAUCCAACAGAGACCAUCAGAUUACUUGCAAGUGCACCUGACUGGCAAGUUGUUGUCGUGGCUGACAACAAAACACCCGUGGACUGGGCCCUUGACAAUGUAGUGUUGCUGAGCAUUGAGGAACAGGAGUCUCUCAAAUAUAACAUAAUGACGUUGUUGCCCUUCAAUCACUAUGGGCGCAAGAAUAUUGGGUACUUAUAUGCCAUUGAGCAUGGCGCAACCCAAGUCUAUGAGACAGACGAUGACAACGAAAUAAUUUCUACAAACCCUUUGAAGGUGCCCAGCUUUCGCGCGCUGGAGUACUUCGUGUACAAUACAACAGGAGUCUGCAACCCUUACCAUUAUUUUGGAUACCCCAGCAUCUGGCCUCGAGGGCUACUGUCGAAUCGCUACACAUGUGUGCUAAUUGUUCCAACAUAUCCCUCUGUGCUUGCAUUACAACAGGGUCUUGCAAAUCUGGAUCCAGAUGUGGACGCAAUCUAUCGCCUGACACAGCCGUUGGGAGUGCACUUCCGAGCAGAUUUGCCAGCUGUGGUGUUGCCGGAAAGGACGAUUUGCCCAUGGAAUAGCCAGAAUACUCUUUUUGCCAAAGAUGCACUGUGCGGUCAUACAGCUCUCCUAGUAGUUGCUACAGUACUCUUUAUUCAAUGCCGCUAUUGGGUACAGCGCUUGCUUUGGGAAAUUGGUGGGAACAUAGCGUUCGGACCCCCCACAGUGAACCAGUUGCGCAAUGCACAUAAUCUCAUGCGAGAUUUUGAAGAGGAGAAUCCAUUGUACAAUCAGGCCGGUGCCCUAGUUGAGCUGCUCAAUGCCUGGGUUGCGCCACCCGGUAGCGACCUGCCCACCCUCAUGACUUCGCUUGCCCAAAAGAUGGCAGAUGAAAAGAUGUGGGAGCAGGGGGAUGUUGAUUUGAUGGCAGCUUGGGUGGCAGAUUUAAAAGAGGUCGGCUAUGUCUUCCCGCGCUUACGCAAUGCGGAUGAGAGGUCUAUUCAAGGACCCGAUGGAGAUUUGUUGAGGGAAGAUGGCGCUGAGGCAGUGGCACCACAUGAUCCAUUCGUGGCACCACGGACACCAUUGCACUGGCGGCGAUAUGACAACAUUGUCCUUAUCAUCAUGUUCAAUACCAAGUACCCAAGCUGGCUGGAGACGUUCCAACUGCUAAAGGAGGCUUACACACCCAUGUUCGGCACCCUUGUCUUUACUGGGUUCCCGGAGCGUCCGGAGGAGGUGCCUAUGGGUGAUAAUUUCGUCACCUGCUCUGGGACAGGCCACUUACAAUACAUUUGCUUCGCCAAUGCCAUGCAGGAGUUUGCGGCACCUGCUAAUGGUGGUUACCUCAUCUUGGGGGAUGAUACAAUCAUAAACCACUGUCAAAUGCAGCAUUUCAAUGCCAGCAAGAUAUGGUUCCCACGUGCUAUUGAGGCCACUCAUGAGGAUAUAAUGAAAUGGGCGAAUGAGAAGGCGGCCGAAGGGGAUCCACUGGGUCAAGUUUGGCAUUUUCAUUACAACGGUGAACUGGCAAAGAACGCGCUGAAGCACUUCACCGAGGGGCACACCCGCAACAAAUUUGCAAGCUCCAUCCUGGGCAAGCUGGGCCCUGACCUUGAUAAGGCUCAUUUCGGAGGGGAAUUUACAGAUGGCUUGUACAUUCCCAUGCGCCUCUCAUUAGAUUUUCUGCUGGCGUCAACGGCUUUUGCAGAAAGAAAUGUCCAGCAUGAGGUAGCUGUGCCAGCAAUUUUUGGGAUCAUUACCUCGAACAAGUCUGAUUUCGAGGUAGUCAAGUUGAUCAACCUACACGAUGAAAGGAGGGGCCUAGUUAUAACAAAAACAGAAGAUUUCCUUGUUAAAGACGGCUUGCCCGAUCAAUCAUUUAUGUUACACCCCCUGAAAUUCACAUCACCAGACAAAGACAUCAAGCAAGCCUUCUGGGAGUGGUGGACCAGUGGUUCUUGCCUUGAGCAUUCGGGAGUCGACACUUCCUACAAGGGUUUACCAGCCAUAAGUGCCUCAGCAUUGGAGAGCAAGCUUCCUGGCGAGUCUCAAAAUCGUUGGGCUGAGUCAGAUGAAAGACUCAAGCGAGCCCAACACAAGAGAUCUGAUGAAGUGCUUUGACUUACUUCCCUUCAAGUUUGAAACAACUUGAUCGGAUUGAUCUGGUGAAGAUCUCUUUCAUCGCAUCUGUAGUAUCACUGAUGAAUGAUGGAGAAUGUUUUAGACUGAUUCAUUCGGUUAUGUUCGGACUGUCAAAAACUAUCAUGGCGUGGGCCAGCCUGAGCCAAUCUUCCUACUGGUUCUCAUACAACAGCGAGUCAGGAAAUUUUCUGUAGAAAUACUGAGCACAAACAUUGCCCAAAUGAUCAACAGGCAUAGGGGCGUGGUGAGGACCAUUAUGCCUUAGUAACAUUCACCUCUGCCUGUGUAAUUGCGCUCUACAUAUCC
Messenger RNA from Coccomyxa subellipsoidea C-169, 2628 nucleotides. RefSeq lists its product as hypothetical. NCBI's taxonomy places the organism in Eukaryota, Viridiplantae, Chlorophyta, Trebouxiophyceae, Coccomyxaceae. The record is from RefSeq and is a predicted model, not a curated record. The coding region runs from base 1 to 2301 and encodes 766 amino acids. The transcript is spliced from 15 exons.